Molecule: messenger RNA, 1596 nt
Organism: Clonostachys rhizophaga
Lineage: Eukaryota; Fungi; Ascomycota; Sordariomycetes; Hypocreales; Bionectriaceae
Source: the annotation of a GenBank genome assembly
AUGGCCAGUCCUCCAGAGACAAAAGUGAAAACGGCUGAGGCCAAUCGCGAGGUUUCGGAUACCGAGGCAAGCUCUGGCUACGAAGAGGAGAUUCAUACCGAACCCAUCAAAACAUGGAAAGGUCAAAUCUGGGAUACUCUAGAGCUUCCGCCCGCUCAACGGAAACUGAUGGGUAAGGUCGAUGCAGUCGUUUUGACCUUUGCCUCUCUCGGUUAUUUCCUCAAGUAUCUUGAUCAGAACAACAUCAACAAUGCAUUCCUCAGUGGUAUGAAGGAAGAGUUGAAUAUGUAUGGCAAUGAGCUUGUCACAAGCACAUCAAUUUGGACUGUCGGAUAUGUCAUUGGUCAAAUUCCCAUCAACCUGCUUCUGACUCGAGUCUCUCCUCGCUGGGUUAUUCCAUCGCUUGAAGUAGGCUGGGGUAUCGCAACUUUCGCCACAUCGUCGGUGAAAUCUUACCAGGCACUCUACGCACUGAGAUUUCUAGUCGGCUUUUUCGAAUCAGGCUUCUACCCAGGCAUGCACUACUUGCUCGGCUCUUGGUACACGCCCCGUGAGAUUGGCAAGCGAGGCAUGAUUUUUUGGCUCUUUGGCACCGUUGGCACAAUGUUUAGCGGCUUUUUACAGUCUGCCGCCUAUACCAAUCUCAACGGUGUUGCAGGGCGAUCCGGAUGGCGAUGGCUUUUCAUCAUCGACGGAAUCAUCACAAUUCCAAUCGCCGUUGCUGGCUGGAUAUUCUUCCCCAACCUUCCUCAAGACAACAAGAAGACGUGGUGGUUAACCGACUCGGAACAAGUUCUUGCGAAGAGAAGGAUGGCGUCCGUUGGUCGAGCGGGAAGGCAGCCCUGGUCAAAAGCAAAGGUUCUUCGCAUCGCCAAAAGCUGGCAUACGUGGACUCUACCAUUUGUAUACGUUAUUUGGAACAACGCUGGCUUGCAGCCCCCGAUGGGAUACUGGCUGAAGAGCUUCAAUGCUAACCCUCCUCCUGUACCCGGAACUUCCUUCACAGUCCCCGAGAUCAACAAUUUACCUCUCCCAACAAAUGGUAUCUUCAUUGUCAUGGCAUUGAUCUGGGCUUGGCUCUCAGACGGGCCUUUCAAAGGACGUCGCUGGCCCUUCAUCUACGCUGGUGCAGUGAUCGCGUUCGUUCUAAAUAUUACCCUAUUGGAGACGCCAUUAUAUUCCAACAUCAAAGGCCGCAUGGUAUUGUAUUGGCUUAGCAAUAUUGGCAAUGGAGCCGGACCCCUCAUCCUUGGUUGGAUCAACGAAAUCUGUUCUGCCGAUACUGAGAAGAGAGCCCUGCUAGUCGCUGCGGCCAAUGAUCUUGCUUAUGUCGUCCAAGCUGUGGCUCCCAACUUUGUCUGGAAGACAACAGACUUUCCUCUAGCCAGGAAAGGCUUCAUCUGGUCUACCGUUCUCCAGGUUCUACUGGUUCUGAUUACGGCACUCGUCCAAAUUCUUCUGUGGCGUGACCGGCGCAAGCAAAACCAACUCCCUGUUGUCGCUCCCGAGUCGGACCCCGAUCUAGCAGUCCAGGAGGCUUCAGAUGAUUCGAAGAAGGUUGCUGUAGAGCGAACAAAAGCGGUAGAUAUAGCUUAA